Aspergillus affinis is the source of this 4722-nucleotide messenger RNA. RefSeq lists its product as uncharacterized. Gene Ontology annotation, biological process: DNA integration. NCBI's taxonomy places the organism in Eukaryota, Fungi, Ascomycota, Eurotiomycetes, Eurotiales, Aspergillaceae. Bases 1 to 4722 code for a protein of 1573 amino acids. The transcript has a single exon. The record is from RefSeq and is a predicted model, not a curated record. Gene Ontology annotation, molecular function: nucleic acid binding.
AUGACUUCCUCAUUUGACUCGGAGAACGCCACGAAGGUUAAAGUCAUCUUGAAGAGUCGAGAUGACUGGCGUACAUGGAUCCGUAACAUCAAGGAAUACGCCGAACGGCUUGAUGUAUGGGAUCACUUCGAUCCAGAACGUGCAGACGGCACUCAUCCUCCAACGCCCGUGAAACCUGAAAGACCCCAGAAUCUAACGGAUAAUGCUUAUCGAGGAUUCCAACUCGAUUUGCAAGAAUAUAAAGAUUCGCGAAACAACAUUGCGAAGGUAGAGGAUGCGAUCAGAUCCUCUAUCGCUGUACACGUUCAACCACUUAUCGAAGAGAAGCGACGAUUCGAAAUACUGAAGGUAUUGAAGAUGCAAUACGAACCGUCAAAAGUGGAGAUGCAACAGAAGGCCUUAAAGCAAUAUCAAGAGGUUAUCAGAAGGUCUCCACGGAAAGGAAAGAUCAACGCCUGGAUAGAAGAGUUUGAUCACGCUUACCUGGCGAUCAAGAGGCUCGAAUUGCCUCAUAGCGGAGAUCUUUAUGUGCAACAGGAAUUUCUGACAGCGAUUGAGAAAGUGGAUCAGCAGUAUUCCAAUAUGCAUUAUUCGAGUAUUGGAAAGACCACUUAUUCUGUAUUACUGAGCGAUUUCCGCGCUCAUCUCGCCAACAGCAGGCGAGAUGACGCCUCAGUAGUUAGUCACGCGUACGCUACGCUCAAUGGUCAAACCGAUACACCUAUUGAUCAACAAGAACCUCAAGGGGAAACGAAAGGAAGAACAGAAUGGCCCCCCUGCGCAUGUGGAGGACAACACCGAUUCCGUGACUGCAACUAUCUCUACCCGGAAACACGUCCAAAGGGUUGGAAGCCUGAUGAGCGAGUUAUCAAGGAAAUCAAGAAAAUUGCCUCAGGACCAACAUCUCGAGCGAAGAGAAUCAGAGAUAUGAUCAGGAAGAACUGGAAGGAAGCCGAUGAAAGCCCUCAAGAUUACCACGUUAUGGCCCUUUCAUGCAAUGCUUCGCUUGACAUCCCGCUCACAAAUUGCUUUAUUAUCGAUACCGGAUCCUCCACGCAUGUGUGCAACGAAAUAUCGAGAUUUGAGGAGCUUGAUCAAACGAAAGGUGGUCAACUUCACGCAGGUGAUUCAACUGUUAAAAUUCAAGGCUUUGGAAAGGUCAGAAUACGGCCAAAUUGCGGAGGAGAGAAAGGUGAUAAAGAAAUUGUCCUCACAAACGUUGCCUUCGUUCCAGGCCUCCAUACAAACAUCCUAAGCGCGCAGAAAAUCAAGCGAGCAGGAUAUGACUUCAGUAUGACCCGUAACACGAUUUCACGAAAUGGAAAGGUCGUGUUCAACGUGGAAGAGCAUUCGUCAGGAUUGUGGAUUAUUGAAAAGAAAGGGAGCACUCACUACGGCCUCGCAAUGAUCAGAAAUGAUCAGGAUUCUCGCAGAUCAGCGAGACCUCACAUCCUGAAAGGAAACACGGAUUUGUGGCAUCGCAGGAUGGCUCACCUUCAUUGGGAUGCACUUCGCCAUCUUCCUGAGGCUGCUCAAGGCGUCAAGAUUGAUGAUUUUCGAGCAAAACAACAUGACGAUCCUAAAUGCGAGGUGUGCAGACAUUCGGAGGCCCCGAGGCAGACUUCGAGGCGCUCAAUGAUGACGGCUCAAGCACCUCUUCAACGCGUGCAUUUCGAUCUCAUUCAAAUGAAGCCUGCAUUGAAUGGAGAUCAGUGGAUCUCGCAUUUCUAUGACGAGAAUACACGCUUCCAUAACGUCUUUUCGCACCGGUUGAAAAACGGCUGCGUAGGUGCUUUCAACACCUACAUUCUGCAGAUGCAGAAUAUUGCCAAAACGAAGAUCAGAUUCUUCAAAAGUGACCGUGAGCAAACACUCGGAAAUGCGGUCAAAGAGGAGGAAGCGCUCAAAGGAAUCAUUCACGAGUAUUCCGUGGUUGAUACGCCUGAUCAGAAUGGCGCUGCAGAGCGAGCAGGCGCGAUCCUAAUCCUGAAGGCAAGGAAAAUGAUGAUUGAAGCAAAAUUGCCUCGGGAUCUCUGGCCCUGGGUUAUCGGUGGAGCAGCGAAUAUUGCUAAUCGCUCUCCUACUGCCGCGCUCGGAUGGAAAACGCCAUACGAGAAGCUCUCAGGAAAGAAGCCCGAUCUCUCAGCCUUUCGUACAAUCGGUUGCGUUGCCUACACGAGGCAGGAGCAACAGAAAAGCGAUAAAAUGGCUCCUCGCGCGUAUAAAGGUAUCCUCCUCGGCUAUGUCGCCUCAAACAUCUGGCAUAUAUGGAACCCGAGAAAACAACGUGUUGAAGAGGCAAGAGACGUAUUAUUUGACGAGACGAGAAUGUACGAUCCUACGCAACCGUUCCUUGAAGACCUCAUCAGCGAGACGUCACCAGAGCCACCUACAGAGGUGCUUGACUUACCAAGAGGCGAAGGGAUCUUCCUAGAAGAGGAACCUAACCGUAUGGAAACGGGAGAGGUCCCGAGAAUUGAAGGAAACGCUUACGGAUCGAAUGACGCCUCAAAUAACGAAAUCAUGCAAAAAUUAAGUGAUAGAAAGGUUGCAGAAGGUCAGGGGGUGGCUACCGUUGAUCACCCUGAUCAUCCCGCGCAACCAAGUACCCUACCAACACCUGAAUCGACUCCUGAACCCCACGUUGAACCUAACAAUCAAGAGGACCGUGGCCGUACUGAGGCCAUUCCGGGAGGUUUCCCUGAAGAUCCACUGCUUGAAGAACCUGAUGCAAUUCCGCAUGAUGAAGCCGCUUCUCGAAUGCUCGAAGAUUCGCUUCAGAAUUCGAUCCUUGAAGAAGAGGAAAUACGUAUUUCUUCAGCACCUCCAACUGCUCAACACCACGAUUCCGCGCUACAAGAAGAUCAUGAUUCGACGCCCUCAUCAAGAUCAGGGGGUGGACGAGGCGGAAGACGCAGCCGAGGCAGAGGAAGAGGCCCUACCGAUGACGGCGCUCGCGAAGAGAAUAUCUUGCAAGGAAGACGCGUACGGCAGCCACGGAAGGACAUGAAAGAAUACCAAUCUUACGCGAUGUUUGAACCUUACAUUGAGGAUCCUUACAUCGUUGAAAACGUCUUUUCAAUGGCCCUCGAUCUCGCAGCAAAAGAGAAGAAACGCUGGCACCGUAACGAGCUUCCUCCUCUGCCGAAAUCGUAUACAGAAAUACUGCAACACCCGCUUAAGGACGAGUUCUUACGCGCUGCACAAAUUGAAAUAGGAAAUCUCAAGGCAAAGGACUGCUUCACCCUCGUUGAUCAAGAAGAAGCACGCGAUUCACAGAUUCUUCCAUUGAAAUGGGUGUUCACGUACAAAUUCGAUGAAAACGGCAACUUUAUCAAAGCGAAAGGCCGUAUCUGCGUGAGAGGAGACCUCGAGAAAGACAAGGUUGCUAAUAAUUUCGCUGCAACAGCGUCUGCCAGGGUGUUCCGAGCUGUUAUGGCACUCGUUGCUGCUUUCGAUCUCGAUACGGACCAGAAAGAUGCCGUAAACGCCUUCUUGAAUGCACUACUCGAUGAGGCCGUAUACACAAGAACACCGGAAGGAUUUCACACGAAAGGAAAGAUAUGGAAGCUCAGAAAAGCGCUAUAUGGAUUGCGCAAAUCUCCACGCCUCUGGCAGCGAGCUCUCGCCACUACACUGCUCAGAUUUGGUCUUAUCCCCGUGCCUGAAGAACAAUGCCUCUUCGUGAAUGAAUACAUGAUUGUGCUAGUCUACGUUGAUGAUAUCCUCGUGAUCAACUUGCCUACCCCGGAGGCCCGAGAGGCCGCAAAACGAUUCAAGGAAGCUCUCGCGGAAGAAUAUGAGCUUCGGAAUAUGGGAGAAGUGGGAUGGUUCCUAGGAGUUAGAAUCAUUCGAGAUAGACCUCGCAGAAAGCUUUGGCUCUGUCAAGAUGCCUAUCUCGAGAAUAUCGCCGUGAAAUUCCACCUCCACGAACACGCGAGGCAACCGAAUACGCCUUAUUCAAACACGAUCAACGUCGAUCCCAACCCUGACGAGGCGCCGGAAUCAAAGAAGAAGGAAUAUUCGAUGAAAAUCGGCUCAGCGCAGUAUCCUGCGAUGAUCACGAGACCCGAUAUUGCCUUCAUGAUUAGUCGCUUAUCUGAAGAGCUUAAAAACCCCUCGCAGGAUCACAUUCGCGCUGCGGAUCGCGUUAUCGAAUAUCUCUACAAUACGCGCUUUUUCGCGCUCGAAUUCUCCGCCAAGGAAGAAGACCAGGAAGUUGCAAUAAUCGCUUCGGAUGCAGCCUACGGUGAUCGCCCGGACCGCCGCAGCUCGGCAGGAUAUCUCGUGAAACUCUACAACGGCCCCGUUGAAUGGAAAUCAGGAAAACAACGCGCGGUUACAACCUCUACAACUGAAGCAGAGUUUCUUGCAUUAUCCGAGGCAGCCAAAGCCGUAUACUGGUGGCGCAGAGUUUUCAAUACCAUGGGAUUCGAUCCUCAACAUGAAUUGACCGUUUCCUGCGAUAAUCAGCAAACCGUUCGUUUAGUGAACCAUGAGGACGUUGAACACCGCUCUAAACUACGCCAUGUUGAUAUUCAUCGCUCGUGGCUCCGCCAGGAGGCUCAGCGAGGUGAUCUACACGUCAAAUGGACCCCUACUGAUCAAAUGAUCGCCGAUGGCCUCACGAAGGCGCUUUCCGCGCAACAACACGCCAAAUUCGUGAAAAUGUUGAAUCUCGUCAACAUUGAAGACCUCAUUCUCGCUCAAGAAGGAAGAUAA